Ectocarpus sp. CCAP 1310/34 is the source of this 2416-nucleotide messenger RNA. The record is from the annotation of a GenBank genome assembly. NCBI's taxonomy places the organism in Eukaryota, Phaeophyceae, Ectocarpales, Ectocarpaceae.
GAGCCGAGAAAAAACAUGNAGGUCCGCAGAGAGCGAGAGAUUGCCGAAGCUGAACGUGAGAAGUUGGAGUCUGGAGGCAAGCGGACAGUUGAAUUCCGGCGUCGAAGUUACGGUGGAAAACUCGGAACAGCUGGCUCUCGCUCCGUCAAGCGGAGUGCAGCGCGAAGACAGUCUGAUCCUGGAGUUAGGAAUACUCCGAUCGGAGCCGAGAAAAAACAUGCAAGAAACCUUGUAGGCGUGCGGAGUGCGGUUGGUUCACAAACAACCCGGGUCUCGAAUGCAGCGUGUGCCCCUCAGGCGUAGUGCACGCCGUCAGUGACAAGCUAUGCUCCGCAUGCCGUCGGAGGGCUUAGCUGGCUCCACGCACCUCAGAGGGCCACGGCUUGAACAAGCGACACGGUUGUUUUUGGCCGAGUACCAAGCAGGAGAGGGGGAGCUGCCUUUACCUUUCGUGCGAGGAUUUUGUCCCAGCAACGACUGCAUUUGCCAACGCCGAGAUUUUUUCUAUGGUUUUCUUCUCGAGAGGGAAGCAAAGCCGGAGCUCCGAUGUAGCGUGUGCAAGAGAGGGUACUCUGUGAAGGACCAGAAGAGGUGGUACAGUGUGGACGUCGUGGACGAUAACAUAACGGAGGGUGGUGGAUCAGGACGCACGCAAGCUUGGUACUGCCAGGCCUGCAAUCAAGAUCGAAUCCGGGCCAUCGGAGAAGCUACUCAAAAAAAGGUUGCGACAUCGAGCAACUCGGGCCGACCUAAAGUCGAUGAACCGGCGCCGGAGAAGCCGUUCAGCCGGUUGCGCGCGUUGGUGAUUACAGCCGUAGCUCGCGGGGACAUCCUUUACUGGGAGGAUGUGUUCGACUGGCUCUCAGCUGAGCGCGCAAAGGAUGGUGACCACGAACUUGAGCGUAGGAGCGGGCGGAAAGCCGUGCGCCAGAAGUUCGAGAGCAUCGCGAGCGCUGAUGGGAGCCAAGCACGGGUGGUCAGCAGCGAGGGGGGCUUUGGAGACGGGCGCCAACGAAUACUGUGUCUCUUCCCGGUCAACGCUCGGGACGAGGUUAUCGCAUCCCUCGCCCUACGGGCGCGCCUGGCGAACACGUUCGAUGGUCCGAGCACGCCCGCAAACGCCACGUCCGGUGGAAAUACGUCCCUGCAGAUAGUGAGGCGUCUUCUCGAAGAAGCGAAAGAGGCAGACGCGAGGAUGGAGAUCGUGCGUGCGGCGGCGGAAAUUGUCCGGGCCGAUGUCGAUCAGCAUUCAGAUCUCAAGAAUUCCGGCAUCCGACGGCAAAAGCACAAGUACAGCGUGGAGUUGGCCGCACCCGUGAAACCAGUGCGAGAUGCCCUAGCUGAGAUGCCCCCGACAUUGGUUGGACUCUUCCAAGGUUCGACGAACAUGCCCCUGUACCCCAAGAUUACCGAUAUAGGGAAUGAGGAUCCCGGCCGGGGCUGGGCGUGGGAUGAAAUAAAAACAGACGGUCCACAGCCAAGCGCAGCGGGGAGUGUACGGCGAGAGGAUGAUGGGAGCGAUGGAGCCGACGCGCUUGAAGGAGCCGCCUGUGAGCGGCAAGCCCCCACUCGCGAUGCCACCCGGGCAGAGGAGGUGGAUUCUGCUGGGCCGACUUCCGAGGCAGCUGCCAUUUCCAUCGAAAAAACCAACCAGGAUAGGCGAGGCUUCGCACGGCGUUUGUACAUGCCUUGCAAGUGCACGGUGAAGGCGAUUUUUCCUGGUCGAGACUUGACAGCGGCGGACAUCAAAGGUGCUCAGUGGGCGAAGUCAAAGGGGACCUGCCGGCAGGAUAUCGACUUUGUAGCAGGGCACGGCUGGUGGGCUACGACUUCACAAGUGCAANGAGGCUUCGCACGGCGUUUGUACAUGCUUUGCAAGUGCACGGUGAAGGCGGUUUUUCCUGGUCGAGACUUGACAGCGGCGGACAUCAAAGGUGCUCAGUGGGCGAAGUCAAAGGGGACCUGCCGGCAGGAUAUCGACUUUGUAGCAGGGCACGGCUGGUGGGCUACGACUUCACAAGUGCAACAUCGAGAGGACUAUCAUGCGAACGUCGUUGAGGACAAGGACAUUCUCCCCAAGGGGGCCCAAUGUGCGGCGAUUGCAAACGACAACUGCGAUCACGACCCGCGGGUCGGUGAGCGCCAGGGGGAAGGACCGCAUAAUAUUUCGUUCAUAGCCGCAACAGCUGUGACGGUGGGGUACGAUGUGGGUAGGAUGCAAGACGCCGCUUCGCUCAGGAGACGCAGAUCUCAUACGGUGGAUCAGAUUACAAAGGGGCUGGACCAAGCGGAGGGAGACCGGCGGUUCAAGGAUUUCGAGCGGACACUUCGCCGCGCCGCCGUCGACAGUGUGUUGAGCAGCUCAAGUGAGGACAGCCCUUGGGCAUGCGUCGAAUCUGAACUCCGCAAGGUUUAA